Trematomus bernacchii (emerald rockcod) is the source of this 2059-nucleotide messenger RNA. RefSeq names its product transmembrane protein 25. Lineage: Eukaryota; Metazoa; Chordata; Actinopteri; Perciformes; Nototheniidae. The transcript is spliced from 9 exons. The record is from RefSeq and is a predicted model, not a curated record. Bases 274 to 1434 code for a protein of 386 amino acids. Gene Ontology annotation, biological process: negative regulation of excitatory postsynaptic potential.
CUCUGCCAGCUAGUGAACGCUGCAACUGGAGCUGUUGUGCCCUGCAUAGAGCCGCGCGUGUGUGUGUGUGUGUGUGUGUAAGAGUGUACGCAAAUGGGAAAGCUACUGAGUCAGGAAAGACUGCCUCUCAUCUCUUCGCUGUUAUCACCAUCCGUCCCUCUCCCUCAUCUCCUCCUCCGCUGACAUGGAGCUCCAGCAGGCUGAAUCACAACAGCGUCUGCACAAAGGGCUGAGGUAGUUGUGUAUGCGUGUGUGCUGCUCCGUUGGGCCAGAAUGAAGUGUGUGAGAAGGUGGGCAUCAGGCUCUGCUGUCGUGUUCCUUCACACACUGGCCUUAUCAUGGACAGGUAAAAUUGAGCCUGCCCUCAAAAUUGACGGGCAGCACCAGGCGGCUGUUACCCUGCACGAAAACAUGACUCACUGGUUCAACUGCCAAUCAGACGGCUGGGAUCCCCGAGCCCCUCCUCUGCUCACCUGGUACCUGAACGGGGAGCAGCAGAAGGAGCGACCCCCCACCCGUAGGCGCCUGGUGAUGAAGCUGCAGGAGGAUUCUGAGGUCAUGAGACGGAGGACCCAUCUCAACAGCACCUUCUCUCUGCGGGCCAAGAAGUGGGACAGAGAGCUGGUGUGUGUCGCAUCGAACCCCAGGACAGGAGAGAGCUACAACGCCACGGUCACACUCAAUGUCCAGUUUCAGCCAGAGAUCCUCAGACUGAACGCCCAGCACAGUGAGAACUCAGACCCCGGGCUCUCCCUGGUCCUCUUCGCCUUGGUACGGUCCAACCCGCCUGCCACCAUCACCUUCAUGGACCAGUCAGGCCAGCUGGUGGCUAACACCUCCGACUUCCUCAUCCUGGAUUCCAGAAGCUACCCCUGGCUGACCAAUCACACGCUGAAGGUCACACUCGGGAGCCUAUCAGGGAAUAUCUCGCUGAACGUCAGCAACAGUGUGGGAACAGUGCAGAGCAACCUCACUCUGGCAGAGUUCCUGCAGUCUCGUGUGGAGGUGCCCAUGCUGGGAAUAGUGACGGGGGGAGCCAUGGCCUUCAUGGCGCUCCUCAUCCUCAGUCUGAUUGUUCUCUGCCUUAUGCAAAAAAACAAGAGCAAAUCCUUUGAUGAGCCAGUGGAGAUUUUGAUGACAAAGAAAAGUGACUCUGCCAAUCUGAAGGUAGAGAAAGAAGUUAAGACCAAAAUCCCCAGAGAGAACAUGUCUCUGCCUUCCAACAUGCAGCUCAACGACCUCAACACUUUGAGAAAAGCACUUAUGGAAGCCCGAGAGGCCACCCAGCAGAACGGUAUGGGAGGGAAGAAGAAAGAGGAAGAGGAGGAGGAAGAUCUGUCUUUAGCCUACGCCGCCAGAGGUUUUGCAAGAUAUCCGAUGGUGGGCUACAUCUAUAAGGUGAACAGCAAAAGCAGUGAGGAGAUCUGGCUCUGACUGACCUCACACACACACACACACGCACAUUUACAAAUACACACAUGCACACACACAGACGCACACAUACUUUACAUGCAUGCAUAACUACGUCUAACGAUGCAGCUGUCCAAGAGGGAACCCAUAGCAACUUGCAGUCAUUCAACCAAUCAUCAGAAACUAUCUUUGUGUAUCACAUACCGUACCAACACUGUUACUCAAGUUUAUCCAAUAACUUGAAUUUAAGGUUCACAAAACUAAACUGGAUGUUGUUGUAAUCUCUCUGAACCGAGAGCUCUGGUCCAUAUACUUCUGAUGUGUUGUCUUAACAUUGCAAAGUUUAAAAUCUACAUAAAAUGAUACAUAUCCUGUAUGUUUCAACAUGUUUCCUCCUGUAACCACAUGCCUAUGAUGUCCUCCUCCCCUCUGAAUGCAUUAAUUGUUCUAUGCUAACACCAGAAUGUCCUGAGAUAAUAUAUUGUAUGUGAGAUUUUACAAACUGACCAAUAAUCUCUAAAUAAGAUGGAACAUAUUUAUAGAGAAUGUAUUUGUAUAUGGACAUGUAACAUGUCAUGUACUGUACUGUAUAUUUGUAUGCAUAUGUAUAUGUGUAUAAAAGAGGACGUCUAAUAAAGAUAUUGUAUGA